This is a messenger RNA of Mercurialis annua (annual mercury), 1200 nucleotides long. RefSeq lists its product as uncharacterized. Bases 168 to 995 code for a protein of 275 amino acids. The record is from RefSeq and is a predicted model, not a curated record. Lineage: Eukaryota; Viridiplantae; Streptophyta; Magnoliopsida; Malpighiales; Euphorbiaceae. The transcript has 4 exons.
AGUGACAAAUGGGUCGCCACCUUAGCUAUUUCAGUCAACGUAAUAAGGCCCCUACCCUUACCCAUUGCUCCAUCCCUAAAACGGCGUCGUUUAGCAGCUCCAUACUCAUCUCCCCAAUAACCAGUAGUUACUACAUGCAUUUUGUGAUUCUUUAGUUUCUGAAAGUGAUGAACGACCUCUCAAAUGCAGUGCUGAGAGAAAAGAAAACUCCAUUUUUACCCAAAUUAGCAAUCUUCAUUCUGUUCUCUGUUUUCAUAACUGGGUUUUCAUUUUCCAUUUUUAUACUGAUAGUGGUCCAUAACCCAAUCUUUUUUCUUGCGUUUCUACUUGUUUUUGGUUCAGUCGCAUCGUUCAUUGCUUGGAAUGUACAUAACCGGAAGUACAAAGCUGCUGUUUUUCGGUUUCUCCGUUCUUUUCCUGACUCUGACCUCGCUUCUUCAUCCAACGGACACCUUGUUAAGAUCACUGGGGUCGCAUCCUGUGGGAGUGUUUCAUUGGAAUCGUCCUAUGAAAGGGCUCCUAGAUGUAUAUAUUCAUCUACUCUAUUGUAUGAAUAUGGAGGAUUCGGAUUCAAGAAAAAGGGUGCAAAUAGGUCAUGCUUUCAAUGGAGUUUAACAUAUUGUGAGAGGUUUUCCACCGACUUCUAUAUAACCGAUAGGAAGUCCGGUAUGAGAGCAUUGGUGAAAGCUGGUCCAAAUUGCAAAGUUGUUCCCCUAAUAACUGAAAGCAAACUUGUGACUACUACAAGACAAUGCAAAAGGCUAUCGUCCGACUUUGGGAAAUGGUUGCAAGAGAGGAAUCUCUCGGUUGAAGCUCGUCAACUACGGUUGGAAGAAGGGUAUGUGCAAGAAGGUAGCACGGUGACUGUAAUGGGAGAGUUGCACAAAAAUAAUGAGAAUGUGAGGAUUGUUGAACCUCAAGAGCUCCUAUGUACAGGAUUUCUGUGGAGAAAGCUUAUACUUCCUAUGGAUGUGGAUGGAUUGGUCAUAGCCUAGGGGUUUCUCAUGUUGCAGGCAACAGCUAACCCAUUAGAAAACCAGGAAUAGUUAGGGCUUUAGCUAAAAUAGUUCAUAAUAUUUCAGUCUUGAAUUUUCAUUAUUUUAUCCAGUGGUUUCAGUGCAGAACUUGUGGUUUGUAUGGUUCAUACAGAGUCUGCAGACAAGCAUUUCAUUGUUAUAAAUGGGCCGAUGGGCUUAAAGC